Molecule: messenger RNA, 561 nt
Organism: Colletotrichum godetiae
Lineage: Eukaryota; Fungi; Ascomycota; Sordariomycetes; Glomerellales; Glomerellaceae
Exons: 1
Coding region: 109-441 (110 amino acids)
Source: RefSeq, a predicted model, not a curated record
CCUGUCUUGAGAACCUAAGAACAGUGCUAUGAAGUCUUUUACGGCUGUUCAGAAAGUACUUCACACAGAGUGAGAGACAGAGUUGACCCCUGUAGUGCAAACGCGCCUAUGAGAUUGGCAUUAGUCGAGAGCGGAUCUACGUUGGGGAGUGGCUUUACAAGUCACGACCGCAAUCGCUACAAGGAAUUGAACACUUUUUGGAACCGAAAGAAUUUGCUCUUCUUUUAUCUUCUCAAAUCCCACAUAUAUCCUAUGAUUUCUAUGGUACUGCCUGUUCGAAAUACCCCUACAGAGCUCAAUCACCCAAAAUGCAUGACCUCUAGCAAUACCCGUACAUCGAUGGAAGCACCCUGUAACGUUUGGUCGGAGCUUUCGAUCACAUGCAUUGGGAUUCGACGAAACAUCAAUAUCAUGUCCACUACCACCAGAACGAGUACUUGAGAAUGAUGCCAUGUUCACUGAGGGCACAAGAAACGCCGCUGGUCCGACAGAGAAGACAUGGUCAUCUGGAGGUUCCCGGACCAGGAUGGAAGCUUCUCACUAAAUCAUUAUCCCACCCCU